Molecule: messenger RNA, 472 nt
Organism: Lottia gigantea (owl limpet)
Lineage: Eukaryota; Metazoa; Mollusca; Gastropoda; Lottiidae
Exons: 2
Coding region: 1-405 (134 amino acids)
Source: RefSeq, a predicted model, not a curated record
AUGCUGAUGUUAAAGGCUAUUUUGGUUUUGAUGGUAAUGGCUUGCCUGGUUAAACUAAGUAGCGAAACUCUUUCAUCAAAUUUUACAGAUAUUUCACCUAUCUCUUAUAAUGUUGAAGAUUUUGAUGAUGUUGUAGAACUUCAGAAACGAGGCGGUACUAGGAGGCGCAAUCAAGUUAGGAAUCGCAAGCGUGCCAAGAAUAGCUGGCGUUCCUGGAAUCGCAGGAGUUCUAGUAGUAGCAGUAGUUCUAGUAGUAGCAGUAGUUCUAAGAGUUCCAAUAGUGAUAAAAGUACAAGUUCUCAAAAGGGCGGUGGUGGUACUCAAGGCGGUGGAAAGUUCGAAACAAAUACACCUUGUUAUGUUACCGAUAUAAUUUAUACAGGAUAUUUGGUAGAUACCCAAUGAAGACAAGAACGAUCGAUGUAUAUCCGAACAUAGAAUAUUUAUGGUUCAAUAAACGCAUUUAUGAAAU